AGAACUCGCAACGUCGCAACUCACUUGACGCCACUUGACGCGUUGGUUGGAGUUUCGUAUAAAAAUCGAUAUUUCGUCAAAAGUAGCUGAGAAUCUACACGUUUUUCUCCAAUAAUCAAGACCUGUCUGGAUGACAAUGGCAUACCGUGACAGAGAACGCGGGGGUGACAGACGAGGUGGUGGAGGACGAGGAGGUGGUGGCGGUAGAUUCGGCAAUCGUGACGGUGGCGAAGGUGGAGGAGCCGGCGGAAGAAGAUUCGGUGGCGGCGGCGGAGGUGGUGGUGGCGGUAGAGGCGGUGGAAUGGGAAAUCGAGGAGACGGAGGUUUUGGCAACAAAAAUAGUCAACAUGGUUACAAUUUGCGCAAGCCGCGAUGGGAUAUGAGUACCUUGGAACCAUUCAGCAAAUCCUUCUACAAUCCACACCCGAAUGUCGUGAAUCGGACUGUGAACUCGGUGGAGGCCUACCGAUCUGACAAAGAGGUCACCGUCAAAGGCUCCAACAUUCCCAGUCCCAACAUUUACUUUGAGGAGGGCGGUUUUCCCGACUACGUGCUCAGUGAAAUUCGCCGACAAGGAUUCGACGCACCGACCGCUAUUCAAGCUCAGGGUUGGCCCAUCGCCCUCUCCGGCCGGGACAUGGUUGGCAUCGCACAAACGGGAUCUGGAAAGACCUUGGCCUACAUUCUUCCAGCGAUUGUCCACAUUAACAAUCAGCCUCGUCUGCAGAGAAACGACGGACCGAUUGCACUUGUCCUGGCACCAACGAGAGAACUCGCACAGCAGAUUCAGCAAGUGGCGGCAGACUUUGGCACCUCGUCACAGGUGAGAAACACAUGUAUAUUCGGAGGCGCGCCGAAAGGACCACAAGCACGAGACCUGGAGCGCGGUGUGGAAAUUUGCAUCGCAACACCCGGUCGAUUGAUCGACUUCCUCGAGCGGGGCACCACGAAUCUCCGUCGUUGCACUUAUCUCGUGCUGGACGAGGCCGACCGCAUGCUCGACAUGGGCUUCGAGCCUCAAAUUCGCAAAAUCAUCGAACAGAUUCGCCCCGACAGACAGACACUUAUGUGGUCGGCGACCUGGCCAAAGGAGGUGCGAAAUCUCGCCGAAGAAUUCCUCACGGACUACAUUCAGAUUAAUGUCGGUUCCCUCACCCUUUCCGCCAAUCACAAUAUUCUCCAGAUCGUUGAUGUUUGCGAGGAGUACGAGAAGGAGGGAAAACUGAUGAAGUUGUUGGAGGAAAUCUCGAAUGAGCCAGAGAACAAGACAAUUAUCUUUGUCGAGACCAAGAGGAAAGUCGACGACAUUACGAGAGCGAUUAAUAGGUGUGGAUGGCAGGCAAUCGGCAUUCAUGGAGACAAGAGUCAACAGGAACGAGACUACGUUUUAAAUCAAUUCCGAAGUAGCAGAUCUGCUAUUUUAGUAGCGACUGACGUUGCAGCGCGGGGUUUAGAUGUUGAAGACGUAAAAUUUGUUAUAAACUUGGACUACCCGUCCAACUCGGAAGACUAUGUCCACCGGAUUGGGAGAACUGGUCGCUCACAGCGAACCGGCACUGCCUAUGCUUUCUUCACACCUGGAAACGCCCACAAGGCAAACGACCUGAUUCAGGUCCUUGAGGAAGCUAAACAAGUGGUUAAUCCCAAGUUGUACGAAUUGGCGAGAAAUCCAGGAGUUUACAAACGUGGACGAUUUGGUGGUGGAGGUGGUCGUGGAGGUGGUCGAGGUGGCGGCCGUGGUGGCGGUCGUGGAGGCGGCCGAGGAGGUGGUCGUGACAAUGACAGAGGUGGCCGAUUUGAUCGGGGAGGUGGUGGCGGCGGAGGUGAUCGAGGAAACAAAUGGGGAGGAAACUCCAGUGGUGGAGCGGGAGGAUACGGCGGAAACAAAUCCUUUUCCCAAAAUAGCUACGGUGGAGGAAGUGGUGGAGGAAGCAACACUGGAUACGGACAAAACAAUUACAGACAACCAAAUGGCUAUUGAGAGCGCAUGUAGUGAAUGAAAACCGAAAUACAAUAAAUAAACAAAAACCGGGAUUGAAAUAUAAUAAUUUUCACCUAAGUUUUAUGCAAUAUAUUAAUACAAUUUUUCGUAUACAUCUGCUAUUACUCUUUGUACAUUUCAAAAGCGAGAGCUUCGUUCUGUUUUAGUACAACACACGACGUUGUAAGUAAAAAUAUUUUCCUUCUAAUUUCUCACUUCGGAAAAAGGAGAAAGACAGUCGUAAAACAAAAGAAAAAGAGAAUAAUAAAUGGAUGAAAAUAUA
Belonocnema kinseyi is the source of this 2264-nucleotide messenger RNA. Its product is annotated as ATP-dependent RNA helicase dbp2-like. Gene Ontology annotation, cellular component: nucleus; ribonucleoprotein complex; cytoplasm. Gene Ontology annotation, molecular function: ATP binding; RNA binding; RNA helicase activity. The transcript is spliced from 7 exons. The record is from RefSeq and is a predicted model, not a curated record. Bases 131 to 1981 code for a protein of 616 amino acids. NCBI's taxonomy places the organism in Eukaryota, Metazoa, Arthropoda, Insecta, Hymenoptera, Cynipidae.